Messenger RNA from Symbiodinium sp. CCMP2456, 564 nucleotides. Lineage: Eukaryota; Dinophyceae; Suessiales; Symbiodiniaceae. The record is from the annotation of a GenBank genome assembly.
AUGAUCUGGGCCAAAUCGAUUUCUGUGGGUGUCGAAACCAUUCCGCACUUUGACGUUGCACUCUCCCCUUGGUCCCUGCUGUGGCUCAAUUACUGCGCGGCCUUACAGUUCAGUCGUCUGCAAGGCUCGGAGUCAGGCACUAUCUCCGUGGCUUUGGGAUACAACAUGGGGCUGGUGGUCAAUGCGGUUCUGAUCAAGAUGAACAACGUGUCCGAUCGCGAGACGAUGAUGCUGGUGGUUCGCGUCUUCGCUGGCUUCUUCUUUUGCGACCAUAGGAAGGCGGUCUCCUUCCAGAUCAUCUUCGUUCUGCUGAAGGUGGAAUGGCAGCCCCACAACGCUGCGGUUAAUUCGGUGGGCUACAGCGAGAUGUGGGACGUGAUGAUUUGGCACACCUUUCAGCAGCUGGUCAUUGUCGGCGCGAUGUGGACGAUCUGGUUUACAAUCGAGUAUUUCGUGCGGACGCUCGCGGAGCUCAUGGUGCAAAAGAGCGACACCGAAGCGUCUUUGCAGGCCGCCCGAGCUGUGCUGGCCAGCCAGUGCGAUGCCGAAGCCUUCCUCCGAGAG